Funneliformis geosporum is the source of this 144-nucleotide messenger RNA. NCBI's taxonomy places the organism in Eukaryota, Fungi, Glomeromycota, Glomeromycetes, Glomerales, Glomeraceae. The record is from the annotation of a GenBank genome assembly.
AACAAAUAGUACAAGCUGAAACUUGUUUAAAAGGAUUAUAUAUUAAAUUAAAACAAAAAUUAACAAAUUUAGAAGAGAUUAGAGAAGAAUCAUCAACACCAAUCAUAGUUGAAGAUGAUGAUAUAUUUGCAAAUAUGUGGAUUA